CAGAAGCAGACAGAUGCUCAGAUGACGGCUGACUGUUUCUGCUUUGAAUUUUGAAACUGGUUUAUACUCAACAUGGAUGAGGCUCAUUUUAUGACUCUGCUGCUGACAGGCUUCCUGGUUUCUACCACUUCGUCAGAACAAGAGAUUAUCUUUGUCGAGGAGCCGAUGGCGUGGGAAAAGGCAAAUGACUACUGCUUCCAGAAUUCCUGGGACUUGGUCCAGAUCCGAGACGAGGAGACUGCCACUGCACUGAAGAUUCUCUCUGAGGGACUCACAGGGAGCGCCUGGAUAGGACUCUAUGAGAACUACUCCUCCUGGAACUGGGUGGACGGCACGGAACUCGGAUAUAUCAACUGGGCGUCUGGUCAUGUGAUGAAGGGCACGGAGCUCUGUGCGUCGGUGAAAGAUGAUGGGACCUGGAUCAGUAGCGUCUGCACCGAGACAAAAACUUCCAUUUGUUUUGAUGGUAGGAGUUUCAGAGCAAUUCAGACUGAGUCCAGCUGGAUUGACGCUGUGAUGGGAUGUGAUCAAAAAAGAUUCAUUCUGGCCAAAAUCGAGAGUGAACUGGCAAAUUAUUUGGCCGGUAAUCAAGUGACUGGCAACCAAUCAUGGAUUGGUCUCAGCAGACCCGCCCUCUGGCACUGGUCAGAAAAUGAAGAGGCUCUUGGGAAUUAUCAGACGUGGAAUGUUGGUGAACCUGUCUCUCCAGAGACCAGCCCUCCUCCUGAAGAAAAGGGUUGUGCAGUCGUAUCACUGACAAAUGGAAGCUGGAGCCGACAGCCAUGCAUCAAUAAGCACCCAUUUUUCUGUUCUACAGAGAAAAUUGUGGAGAUGCAGAAGACUCUGGUGAGGAUAACGAUCCAGUCCAAUGCAAACAUGGCAGAUCCAGUCCUCCGUGCCAACCUAAAGCGACAGCUGCACUCAGAAGUAUCUCAGCACACUUCGGAUAAAAUCAAGAUGAGCUGGUUCAAACGGCCAGAGAAGGUACAGGAAAAGACAGCAGUGAAAGAUGAGUGUUGAAGCUGUGAGACCGUCUUUCAGACUGCGACGGCACGUUGUUCACACAAAAGAACUUUUCUGGUUCUUACCCAUAAAAAUACACUGAGCUAACUCUGCUUUUUAUGUAGAAAUAUUCUUUACAUUUCAGUGAUUUCACGGCGGUACAUUAUUGUUACUUAAUAAUGUGUCUUGUCUUUGUCUUUCUUCAUUAUCUUUAUUACUACAAUUUUCAUAGAUAAUAAUUAAAAUUUAGAUACAGUAAUACUCAAGAAACAAUAUCCUAUCCUAUUCUAUCAUAUCCAAAAUCUAGUCAGACUGUCAUUUUUCCUACAACUGAUUUGAGCUCCAAAAAUCAAGUAGUUUCAUUGCGGAUAAGGAUUUUGUUUGAGGCCAUUUGCACCAUUGUUGUUGAAAACCAGUA
Messenger RNA from Salarias fasciatus (jewelled blenny), 1420 nucleotides. RefSeq names its product C-type mannose receptor 2-like. The record is from RefSeq and is a predicted model, not a curated record. The transcript has 7 exons. The coding region runs from base 73 to 1020 and encodes 315 amino acids. Lineage: Eukaryota; Metazoa; Chordata; Actinopteri; Blenniiformes; Blenniidae.